UCAUCAAACGCGCUUUUGAUUGGUGACUGAGGCUUGUCGACCUGCAUGAACUAUAACCCGAGGAAAUGGCCGAUUCAGAAAAUACACCGGUCGACUAUAAAAUAAAUAGGAAUAACUGGUUAUUUGAACACCCAGUCUGGUUAGAAAUAGAAUCAUUCAAUUUCAAAAAUUCAAAUCAGCAACGUGUGUCCAUGACAGUUUAUCUUGACCUUUGUGAAGCUAAAGAUUGGUGGUCUAUGAAAGUACAUGGGUGUAGUCAGUUGCAACUUGUUUAUUUGAGUGGAAAAAGUCAACGAAAAGCACCUGUUGAAUACAUUUUACCUCUACCAGCAGACACAGAGCUAAGUCAAGAAAGACUGCAAGAAUUUUUACACCACAUUCCGGCUAAUGUUGAUCACAGCCACAGUAAUGACCAGAAAUCAGUCACCCUUGCAAUAAGCGAUUCUGAUUCAUCUACAGUCUACUACAAAGUGACCAAUGGCAUUGCUUUGCCAGAUGAUGUAAUCGACACAGUUGCAAACAUACCAAUACCAACAGAGGUCGAUAUAUUUUCAGAGAAAGAGUUAUGAUAAAAAAAAUUGAGAUUUUAUUUUAUUAUUGCAUUAUUAUUAACAGUGUAACUGGUGAAUAAUCUUAUAUCGUAACAGUUAUUUCACCAACAACAUUUUCUAACAGGUAUUUUUAGUAUUAACCAAAUACACUCAACACCUGCAUUACUACUGGGUACUGUAAAACUUUUUGCAAACUUUCUUUCUUUCUUUUCCGUUCUGCAAAGUCCCAGCCCUUUAAUAUUGUUGCUAAGGUUCCAUAAAGGCCAACUCAGCUUUGUGCAACACAGCCUGACGCGAUUCAUCGAUGGGGACAGUCUUAAGCCGUCGUGAGCAAUAUUAAACAUGCUUAAUAUUCUAUGACCCGACUGCCCCCCCACGCAGACCAACGCGUCUGCAUUUAACUUACACAGACCCAAUGUGAGAAACAUCGUUGUACGACGCUGUCUGAGUUGGCCUUAAAAUAACAAUGUAAUUUUAAUUAUUUGAGUGUGGGUUACUAAUUGACUAGAUUAAGCAUACAUCAAUCACUGGAAAAAAAUUAUUCAAUCACACUUCCCGUUUCUGUACUUUACUCACAACACUACAAGUCUACAAGUAAAAGAUUUUUGACCUUUUUGAAAAUUAUGAAUUUAACAGAAAUCCCAUAAUAUGGUAAGCCUUUUUCAUUUUAUAUAUAACCAAACAUGUUGAUUAUGACUCAUUUUGUGGGCCUAUCAUUGUUUAUGGUUUGACAUUUUAAUAGUACAGUACCCAUGCUAGGGUUAUAUUAUAGUAGUGGGCCAUUAUUAUGGAUCAACUUUUAAGGUGGGUUUAUUAGAGAAUGGAUG
This is a messenger RNA of Anneissia japonica, 1378 nucleotides long. RefSeq names its product tRNA-splicing endonuclease subunit Sen15-like. The record is from RefSeq and is a predicted model, not a curated record. Lineage: Eukaryota; Metazoa; Echinodermata; Crinoidea; Comatulida; Comatulidae. The transcript is spliced from 4 exons. Gene Ontology annotation, biological process: tRNA splicing, via endonucleolytic cleavage and ligation. Bases 66 to 569 code for a protein of 167 amino acids. Gene Ontology annotation, molecular function: nucleic acid binding.